This is a messenger RNA of Triticum dicoccoides, 1751 nucleotides long. RefSeq names its product Calcium-dependent lipid-binding (CaLB domain) family protein. Gene Ontology annotation, molecular function: lipid binding. The transcript is spliced from 6 exons. The coding region runs from base 521 to 1444 and encodes 307 amino acids. The record is from RefSeq and is a predicted model, not a curated record. Lineage: Eukaryota; Viridiplantae; Streptophyta; Magnoliopsida; Poales; Poaceae. Gene Ontology annotation, cellular component: endoplasmic reticulum.
GAUGAAGCAGAGGGGAAGGAUGUGACAUGUGAGGCAAGAAGCAGGGAAUGAGAGUGCUACAGUGAUUCACAGAGAAACAACGCAAGUAGGCUAGGUGGAAAGCGAGUAUGCACAGCUAAAAAGCAGAUCCAUCCAAUCCAAUGUAGAAAAAGAUAGAUAGACGGAGUGAUUCCUUCGCCUCUGCGUCGGCAUCAACUCAGUUCCCCAAUCCAAAACCCUAGAACAUCAUACUUAUACACUCUGCUACUCUGUUACACUGCGAUUAAUACAAGCAUCUGUGAGAGGAUCGGGAGAGGAGUUGGGUUGCUCUUGCUGAUUUGAGUUGUGCAUCUUGUGGAUCUCCACGGGAACUUUUAUAGAUUUCCUAAUAUUUGGGAGGCGGGGGAGGCGGAGGUGGCAGCUGGUGGUGGCGGGGAGGGCGCGGGUGCGGGUUGUCGGCCUCGGCGGCGGCGAACUGCAGCAGCGCGGCGCCCGUGGCCCGCAGCAGCCGGAGGAGACCAUCAAGAAGGAAGUCGCCAGCAUGUGUCUGCUGCGGCCAAAGACACAACAAGUCCCUACAAUGGAUCCCUCAAAAGCAUCAAAGAGGCCCGUUGGAAUUCUACUUGUGAAGGUUUCAGGAGCACAAAAUCUGGAAAAGAAGGGCCUGCUGGGUAGUAAAUCAGAUCCAUAUGUGAAACUUAAGAUGUCGGGUGACAGGCUUCCAUCCAAGAAAACAACAGUAAAGCGCAGCAAUCUCAAUCCGGAGUGGAAUGAAGAAUUCAAAUUUGUUGUGACAGAUCUGGAAAACCAGUCGCUGGUUGUUGAUGUCUUCGACCGGGCACAGGUUGGAAAACAUGAGAAGAUGGGCAUGAACAGGGUUCUGUUGAGCGAACUUGCCCCGGACGAGACUAAAGUGAUGACUCUUAACUUACUGAAGACCAUGGAUCCAAAUGAUAUACAAAAUGAGAAAUCUCGUGGUCAGAUUACCUUGGAGGUGACAUAUAAGCCUUUCAAGGAAGAAGAAGACACGGAGGAAGAAAGCAUGGAUGAUACUGAUGAAGUGCAGAAAGCCCCAGACAACACUCCAGCUGCUGGUGGGCUGCUUUUCGUCAUCCUUCACGAAGCUCAAGAUGUUGAAGGGAAGCAUCACACAAACCCAUACGCAGAGAUAAUCUUUAAAGGAGAAGAGAAGAAAACAAAGGUUGUCAAGAAGAACAGGGAUCCACGUUGGGAGGAUGAGUUUGAGUUUGCUUGCGAGGAACCACCUACAAAUGAUAAGUUGCAUGUUCAAGUCCUAAGCAAAGCUGGAAAGAUAGGAAGAAUGUUACAUGGCAAGGAAACCUUAGGCUACAUUGAUAUAACCCUGGCAGACGUGAUCAGCAACAGGCGGAUCAACGAAAAGUAUCGUCUCAUCGACUCGAAAUAUGGGCAGAUUCAAAUCGAGUUGCAGUGGAGAACUUCAUAGAAGCUGCGAGCAAGGUGCCAAAAUGCUUUGGCGCACGAGGGUUCGUGCCGUGAAGCAGCUAGCAAAAACUAUGCAGAUAUUCCAUUAUCUCUGUGCAGAUAUUCCUUGGUCUCCACUCUCCAGAACAUCUGCUUGAUCUAGUUGAGAUUUUCUGUUAAUUACUCAAAAGUUUCGUGAGAACAACGUAGGCUCGUUGACAUUAUAACUUCUUUGUGGUGAUAGGGUGCUCACUGUUGAAGAUACGCUUAUCGUGUGAACAGAUUGAAAUUUUGAAUUGUUGUAUUUAUGAAAUUGCAGUUUUACACCA